AUGCAGCCGAAGCAGCGAGUGGCCAUCGUCGGUGCCGGAAUCAGCGGCCUUGUCGCAUGCAAGCACUUGAUCGAGAAAGGCUUCGACCCCAUCGUCUUCGAGGCUCACGGCACGGUUGGUGGCGUCUGGUCGCGGACCAUCGAAUCCACCAAGCUCCAGACGCCUAAGCAUCUUUACCAGUUCUCGGACUUCCCGUGGCCGGCGUCGGUGACGGAGACCUUCCCCAACCACGAACAGGUGAUGGAAUACCUCCACUCGUACGUGACCCACUUCGGGAUUUUGCCGAAGAUCAAGUUCAACUGCAAGGUGACCGGGAUCGACUUCAUCGUGGAGUUGGGAAAUGAAGAAGACAUGACUGAUUGGGAGACGUGGAGUGGUAGCGGCGGAGGCCGGCCAUUCUCCAGUGGCGGAAAGUGGAACGUCGCCGUCCAGGAUACAGUGGCGGGGUGUGCUGGUGUUGAGGUGUAUCAAGUCGAUUUUGUUAUCCUAAGCAUCGGGAUGUUCAGCGACUUACCAAGAACACCGGAGUUUCCAUUGAAAGAAGGACCUGACGUGUUUAAGGGCAAGGUUCUGCAUUCCAUGGAUUAUGCCAUGAUGAGCCAGGGUCUCGCAGCCGCAUUAACCAGAGAGAAGCGGGUCACAGUAGUUGGAUCUCAGAAAUCAGCCCUUGACAUUGCAGUGGAAGUUGCCACAAGGAACGGUAUGAAAUACCCGUGCACGCUGCUAUUCAAGACGGCACACUGGACACUUCCGGAUUACUUAGUUGCCUUCAUAUUUCGACACCUCAAUCGCUUCGCGGAAUUCAUGGUUCACAAGCCUGGUGAAGGGUUCUUCCUUUGGCUCUUGGCGGUUCUACUUUGGCCAUUGAGGGCUACGUUUUUGAAGUUGGUCGAGACCUAUCUUACUUGGAUAUAUCCGCUGAAGAAGUACAAUAUGGUCCCCAGCCACAGCCUCAUUGAACAGUUGGCGUCUCGCAUGACCCCCACCCUGCCAUCCAACUUUUAUAAUGCAGUGGAAGGAGGAAGCCUUAUUCUGAAGAGAUCGCCCAGCUUUCGCUUUUGCCAUACCGGAUUGAUCUUAGAUGGGGGCGCAAAUUCAUAUCAUCUGACAGAUGUAGUCAUCUUUGCUACGGGCUAUGAAAGUGAAGAGAAGCUCAAGAACAUUUUUUCCUCGAAUUACUUCCAGAAAUGCUUAGCCAGGUCAUCCUACCCUCUGUAUAGGGAAUGCAUUCAUCCACGGAUUCCGCAACUGGCAAUACUGGGAUAUGCAGAGAGUCCCUCCACUUUGUACACGACCGAGAUGAGAAGUAAGUGGCUCACGCAAUUUCUGGCGGGACAGUUUGAGCUACCAACAAUAAGAGAGAUGGAGGACGAGGCAAGGAAGUGGGAAACAUGUACGCGUCGCUAUGUGCAGGACAAAUAUAAAAGGUAUCGGGUCAGCGUCAUGCUGCAAAUAUACUGCAAUGAUCAGCUCUGCCGAGACAUGAGAUGCAAUCCUAGGAGGAAGAAUUCGCUGCUUGCGGAGCUAUUCGCCAGUUACGGUCCCAGUGAUUAUAAAAACUUGACUCCCGAGUCCUGACUAGUUCAUUAAUGAAGC
Eucalyptus grandis is the source of this 1596-nucleotide messenger RNA. RefSeq names its product probable flavin-containing monooxygenase 1. The transcript is spliced from 5 exons. Gene Ontology annotation, molecular function: flavin adenine dinucleotide binding; NADP binding; N,N-dimethylaniline monooxygenase activity. The record is from RefSeq and is a predicted model, not a curated record. NCBI's taxonomy places the organism in Eukaryota, Viridiplantae, Streptophyta, Magnoliopsida, Myrtales, Myrtaceae. The coding region runs from base 1 to 1578 and encodes 525 amino acids.